Messenger RNA from Manduca sexta (tobacco hornworm), 1831 nucleotides. RefSeq names its product lymphokine-activated killer T-cell-originated protein kinase-like. Gene Ontology annotation, biological process: protein phosphorylation. NCBI's taxonomy places the organism in Eukaryota, Metazoa, Arthropoda, Insecta, Lepidoptera, Sphingidae. Gene Ontology annotation, molecular function: protein kinase activity; ATP binding. The record is from RefSeq and is a predicted model, not a curated record.
CAACUGCCAAGUUCGUAUAAAUUCAAAUUUCAAACCACAACAAUUCGUUGGCAUUUUGCUUAGCUUGUACUUUUACUUUGAAAGUUUUCUAAUAAGAUUUAGGAAAGGACUAAAGUGUUAAAUUAUAAAGUUAUACAAUGGCGGAGUUUCAAACACCGAUUAAAACCAAAAAUACCGUACAAAAUGAGAAAAUAAUGAUUCCACCGUCCCCCUUUCUGAAUAGAUUGGGAUAUGGCACAGGUGUGUCAGUAAUGCAGUUAGUAAGAUCACCUCGCGCGGGUCAGAUCCGAUCUCCGUGGGCACUAAAAAUGCUCAACAAACGUGUGAAGCCCAACAAAGUAUACACAGAGCGUCUGAAAGUUGAAGCGGAUUUGUUGCAGAGGAUGUCACAUCCUAACAUUGUGGGAUUCCGAGCAUUCAGCAAGACCAAGAUAUUGUACUUGGGAAUGGAGGCCUGUGAUGUUUCCCUCGGGGACAUGAUUGAGAAGAGAGUUGAGGAUAAUUGUGAACCAUUCACAUCUAGACAGAUUUUGAAGGUGGCAGCAGACAUAGCUAGUGCCCUACACUACCUCCACACAACAAUGCAGAUCCUCCACGGAGACAUGAAGUCAUAUAACAUCUUGGUUAAUGGAGACUUUGUCAUCUGCAAGCUCUGUGACUUUGGAGUAACGCUGCCAUUGGACGAGAAUGGGGUGUUUGACAAGCAGAGCGCUGGCAAGGCUGUUUAUUAUGGCACAGAGGCGUGGAGUGCACCAGAAGUAAUACAUGGAGGGGAGAUUACAGACAGGACAGACAUAUGGCCUCUGGGACUCACAUUCUGGGAGAUGAUGGCUCUGACAGCUCCCCACACACAGAUUGAGGAUGAAACCAUGGACGAGAGUGUUGUGUGUCUCGAUGACUCAACAGAAAGCAUGGACUACUUCUCAGAAAAAUAUGGUACUAGACCGCCAGUUCCCGCCAAUAUAUCGGAAAAACAAUAUGCUGAUCCACUGGCGUUGUUUUAUUGCUGUACGGAGACUCUUGGCUCCAUGCGACCAUCUGCAAACCACCUCGCUAUUGCUGCUUCAGACAUGCUUGAACAGUGCCUUAAAACAAUGAACUAAAGACAAGGAAAGCUGUUAUUCCCGUAGUGGGAAAAAGCUGUGGGUAUUUAUAAGAUUUGUAGACAUCUCAAUGUGAAAAAAACAUAUACCACCUUAUUCAUAAACCUUUUACUAUCUAAGGACGGAGCAUUGCUGUGAUAACAAGUCUGUUUCUGCUAAGUGCUGACGGCACGGCAGCCUUCACAGUGCGUAGACAUGGGGCCGUUGUGAUUGGCUAAUAUUGAGAUACAACUUGACCUAGUUGGCUGUCAGAUAAACAAAGCUGAACAAACAGCAAGCCGUCAGAUAAAACAACCUGAGAAACAGACAAGUUAUCACAGCAAUGCUCCAUCCUUAGAUAAAUAAUGUCUAUGAUGAAGAGGGUUAAUCUAUAUACUCAUUGACUAAAUGGUUCACCAAUGUGCAUAUUGCUUGUUAAAAAUAUGUAAUUAUAUGUUACUGUUUGUUGUGUUCACACAAUGUGACACAUUGUACAAUUUUUAUAGCAUUGUAGCAUACUACCUUUCUAUAAAAAAAAUAUUAACUUAAAUAGUAUAUGAUUGCAUUUUAUAGAUUUGUGUAGAAGGAAUAUAUAGAUAUUGUUUUUAUUUAGUUUCACCAUUUAGUCAUUUACACACGGCUUUGUAUGCUGAAAGAUGUUGUUUACUAAGUAGGGGACCAAUGCAAAUAUAUAAUAAUGACAAUAAUUUAUUAAAAAGUACUUAAUAAAACAUGUAUAUAUAUAAAAA